AUGGCCAACGCUCGCCACGAGCCUGUUAACCAUGUGCCAGUCACAGAGGCCGUCGACAGAACGACGACAGAUUUGGCAAAGUUUCUUCUCCGACGAGAACUGGUUAACACUGGCCUCGCCAAAUUUGAUGAUCAGCCCGAAAACGACAUGUCGUGGAAGUCAUCAUUCAAAAACUCUAUCGACCACUUGGGUAUCACCGCAAGUGAAGAAUUUGACCUUCUGGUGAAAUGGUUGGGAAACGAGUCCUCGCAGCACGUGAAACGGCUCAGAUCAGUGCACGUAGGCAAUCCUUCUGCAGGGCUGCAGUUAGCGUGGGAGAGGUUGGAGGAAUGCUAUGGUAGUCCGCAAGCCAUCGAGAGUGCUCUCCUGAAAAGACUUGAAGCCUUCCCCAAGAUCUCCAACAGUGACCAUCGCAAGUUACGAGAACUGGGAGACCUGCUUUUAGAAUUGGAAUCAGCAAAGGCAGAUCCUCGCCUACCAGGACUGGGUUACCUAGACACAGCUCGAGGUGUGAACCCCAUCUUCAUUCGGGACAUAGCAAAGACCAAAAACGGCCCAAGCUUUCAUUUCGGUUCAUCCACUUCUUUCAACACUACUCGUCUGAGAGACGACAGAACCCCACCUAGGAAUGCCAGUAACAGGACAUCAGUCGCUGUCAAGAAAACAGAUAUUCUGUCAAAAGCAUCCGAUCCUGGCCCUACGGCAUCUAGGGGCAAGACUGUCAAAGAUGCAAGCAAAGAAUGCCCUCUGCAUCGGAAGCCACAUCCGCUGAACAAAUGCCGUGGCUUCCAAACCAAGCCUCUGACGGAACGGAAGGCUUUGCUCAAGGAGUUCGGGAUCUGCUUUAGGUGCUGCUCGUCGUCGGACCACUUCGCCAGAGACUGUGUGCAGGUCAUAAAAUGCGCGGUGUGUGGCAGUGAAGGACAUGCAUCUGCCCUCCACCCAGGUCCUGUCCACCAAGACACCAGCACAUCAGCAGGUGAUGUCCAGCACGGCGGGGAGGAUGACGUUCAUCCUUUGUCAACUAAAGUGAUGUCUAAAUGCACAAGUGUGUGCGGGAGCAACACUUGGGGUAGGUCUUGCUCGAAGAUAUGUCUAGUCAGAGUGCACCCAAAGGAUAAGCCGGACCUAUCAUUCAAGAUGUACGCUGUACUGGACGAUCAGAGCAACCGGUCGCUUGCCAGGCCGGCCUUUUUCGAUGUGUUCGGCGUGCAGGGAGAUGAAUCCCCCUACACACUCAAAACAUGCGCUGGGACAGUUGAGUCAUCGGGAAGACGAGCAAGUGGAUAUGUGGUAGAGUCCAUCGAUGGACGUGUAAGAGUUCCACUACCCACACUCAUCGAAUGUAUGCAAAUUCCCGACGACAGGAAUGAGAUUCCUACGCCAGAAGUGGCGCACCAUCAUCCACACUUGAAGAAAAUAGCUGGUUUAAUCCCGCCUCUGACGGAAGACGCCGAAAUACUGCUUCUACUCGGCAAGGACGUUUUGCAGGUGCACAAGGUACGGCAACAACUGAAUGGUCCCAACAAUGCUCCGUAUGCCCAAAGGCUGGACCUCGGCUGGGUGGUAGUUGGUGAUGUGUGCAUCAAUGGGAUGCGGAAGCCAGACCGUAUCAGUACAUUUACCACUACACUGCUAGAGAACGGCCGCGCGAGCACUUUUACUCCGUGUCCAAGUCAUGUCUUCAUCAAAGAGAAUGUCGCACAAGGGCUGGGUGACUCUGUGUUUGAGACGUCGAAGGACGACAACAAGCUCGCUCCUUCAAUUGAGGACAAGCAGUUUCUGGAAAUAAUGAACAAGACAUUCACCAAGGAUGAAGCAAACAGUUGGGUUGCUCCGCUUCCCUUUCGCACAAGGAGGAGUCCACUACCGGACAACAGGGAACAAGCACGAAUUCGGUUUGCCUCGCUCUGCCGUACCUUGGACAAAAGACCGGAUAUGAAAGAACACUUCUUUACGUUUAUGGGCAACAUCUUUGCCAACGGACAUGCUGAGUUAGCCCCGGAACGACAAGAAGGAAAAGAAGUGUGGUACCUUCCUAUUUUCGGCGUAUAUCACCCGAAGAAGCCGGAACAGAUACGUGUUGUUUUCGACUCGUUUCAAGGGACAUCCCUAAAUGACGUCCUUCUAACGGGGCCUAAUCUUGGAAACAGUCUUUUAGGAGUACUAAUUCGGUUCCGUAAGGAACCCUUCGCCAUCACCGCAGACAUUCAACAAAUGUUUUACUGCUUCAUCGUUCGUGAGGAGGACAGGGAGUACCUAAGAUUCCUCUGGUUCCGCGACAACGACCCGAAGAAGGAUGUUGUGGAGUACAGGAUGUGCGUCCACGUAUUCGGAAACAGCCCAUCGCCAGCUGUUGCAACGUAUGGACUUAAGCGAACCGCCCUUGAAGGUGAAAGGGAGUAUGGUACCGACGCCAGGCGAUUUGUAGAGAGAGAUUUCUAUGUGGAUGACGGGCUUAAGUCCCUCCCUACCGAAGAAGCCGCCAUCGAUCUACUCCAGAGAACGAAGGACAUGCUGGCUGUAGCAAACCUGAGGCUGCAUAAAAUAGCCUCCAACAGCGUCGCAGUGAUGAAAGCUUUCCCAUCUGAGGAGCAUGCGAAAGAUCUGAAAGAUCUAGACUUGGGAACUGACUCCCCUCCGACACAAAGAAGCUUGGGCCUAAGUUGGAACAUUAAACAUGAUGCCUUCACCUUCCACGUUCCUCCCAACAAGAAGCCACACACCAGUCUUCUGUCUACAGUUAAUAGUUUGUACGACCCUCUUGGAUUCGCAACUCCUGUCACUGUACGUGGUCGGCUGUUGUUGAGGGAACUGUCCACCUUGACAGAAGAUUGGGACGUCGAACUACCACAAAGUAGUGAAUGGGAAGUUUGGAGGGACUCUCUAUCAGAUCUCGAAGAUAUCGAGAUACCUCGUACCUACUCUGGUAUAUCUCUCGCCACUGCGUGUCGUAAGGAGCUCUGUAUAUUUUCAGAUGCCUCAACAAAAGCCAUUGCUGCCGUGGCUUACUUAAAACUCACGGAUGCUCGUGGUCAUAACCAUGUCGGGUUCAUCCUCGGGAAAGCCAAGCUCGCACCGAAACGUGGACAUACAAUUCCAAGACUCGAGUUGUGUGGGGCGGUGCUCGCAGUGGAAAUGGCUGACGUUAUCAUCAGCGAGCUCGACGUUUGCCUUGACGAGGUGAAGUUCUACACCGACAGCAAGGUGGUACUCGGCUACAUAUACAACGAGUCCAGGAGGUUCUACGUAUACGUAAGCAAUAGGGUCGAAAGGAUCCGGAAGUCAUGUCAGCCCAAACAGUGGAAUUAUGUUCCCACUGAACAGAACCCUGCCGACAUUGCCACACGGGCAGUAUCGGCUGAUCGCCUUGCAAAGACAACGUGGUUAACUGGCCCUAACUUUUUGUACAAGACAGACGACUCGGGUUCAGAUUUCGAAUGUCAAACGUUUCGAUUGAUAGACCCUGAGGCAGACGAGGAGGUUCGUCCUGUGGUGACCACCCUUGCUACCAGUGUGUCGUCGCAGCGUCGGCUGGGUGCUCACAGAUUCGAGCGGUUUUCAAGAUGGACGAUUCUCAUUCGAACAAUAGCGAAUCUUCUGCACAUCGCUCGCUCAUUUCAUUCUCGGGGUGAUACUGCAUCGGUGUCCUGUCGACACUGGCACAUUUGCCUCGAGCCCAGGACUAAUGAAGAACUUUCCGCUGCGAAGAAACUCGUCUACAGAACCGUCCAAGGCGAAAUGUUCUCGAGUGAGAUUCGAUGCAUACAAAAUGAGCACAGACUACCGAGGGACAGCCCACUUUCGAAGUUGAACCCCUAUAUGGACGAGGAUGGCGUCAUGAGAAUCGGAGGACGACUUCAGAACUCGACACUUGACCAAGACGAACGGCACCCUGUCAUCAUGCCCCGUCGACAUCAUAUUACUACACUACUGGUCCGACACCAUCACGAAAGGGUUGAGCAUCAAGGCCGCCAUUUCACUGAAGGUGCAGUCAGAGCGGCAGGAUUGUGGAUUGUGGGAGCAAAAAGCUGCAUCGGCUCGAUGAUUCACAAGUGCGUCAAAUGCCGCAAACUGAGGAGCAGACAUCAGAAGCAAAUCAUGGCUGAUUUGCCAAGAGACAGACUUAGCAUGGACCCACCGUUCACCUAUGUGGGCCUCGACGUGUUUGGACCAUGGAAGGUUAAAGAGCGCAGAACUAGAGGUGGACUCGCACAUAGCAAAAGGUGGGCUGUGUUGUUUACUUGCCUGUCCGUACGUGCGAUACACAUUGAAAUCAUUGAAUCGAUGGAUUCUUCGAGCUUCAUCAACGAUCUCAGACGGUUCUUGUCUAUUAGAGGUCCGGUUAAACUGCUGCGGUCCGAUUGCGGAACCAAUUUCGUCGGUGCGUGCAAAGAGCUGAAGAUCAACACUGCGUCGCCUGGCCACAACGAUGUUGGCAAAUAUCUGCAAACUCAAGAAUGCACGUGGGUUUUCAAUCCCCCUCACGCCUCUCACAUGGGUGGUGCUUGGGAGCGCAUGAUCGGGAUUGUUCGUCGCAUCGUGGACUCUGUGCUUCUAGGCACGAACAAGUCAGUGAUUUCGCACGAUAUGCUUGUCACACUCUUUGCGGAGAUCGCAGCGAUCGUAAAUAGCAGACCUUUGACUCCGGUGUCAACAGAUCCGGAAAACCCAACGAUUUUCACUCCAAGUAUGAUUCUCACUCAGAAGACGGGUAGAAACCCUCCACCUCCUGGAGAAUUUGGGCAUGACAAUGUCUACCGACGGCACUGGAAACAAGUGCAGUCAAUGGCCAACACCUUUUGGGACCGCUGGAGGAAGGAAUAUCUUCCAACAUUGCAGGGCCGUCGCAGGUGGCAAACAGCUCAACGAGACGUCCGAGAAGGUGACAUUGUGUUGCUGAAGGACAAGGAUGCCGAGAGAAAUGAGUGGCCUAUGGGUCGCGUUAUCAAGACUCUACCCAGUUCUGACGGGAGGGUGCGUAAGGUAGAGCUUAAGAUCCACAAGAACGGACUACUGAAGGUUUUCCAGAGACCCAUUUGUGAAAUUUUCCUUUUAUUAAGUGAUCAUGAACUGUGA
This is a messenger RNA of Ornithodoros turicata, 5079 nucleotides long. RefSeq lists its product as uncharacterized. Lineage: Eukaryota; Metazoa; Arthropoda; Arachnida; Ixodida; Argasidae. Gene Ontology annotation, molecular function: nucleic acid binding. The transcript has 3 exons. The coding region runs from base 1 to 5079 and encodes 1692 amino acids. Gene Ontology annotation, biological process: DNA integration. The record is from RefSeq and is a predicted model, not a curated record.